AUGGAUUUCUUAGAUGACAUAUAGAAAUUAUGUCAUGAUUUACACAAAUGUUAAAUUCAGAACUGCGAAAAACUACAUCCAAAAUGUUUUAGCGGAGUUUGUAUAGGUUUUUUAUAAGGGAUGUGCUAAUAAUAAGAUUAUUGUGGAUUAUAUCAUUUUUCACCAGAUGAAUUACAAGAAUAAUUGGAGAAAAAAUCAAUAAAUGGAAUUUAUCCAUGUAAUUUAUGUUAUAAGAAUUGUAAUAAUGAUUAGAAUUGCAAAUAUUUACAUCCACCUUGGUUAUAAUAUAUUUGUGUUAAUUGUAAAAAUAAAAAGUGUGAUAAAAAAAAAGAAGGAUUGUGGCAUACUAAUAGAUGGGAUGAAAUACAAAAAAAAGUGUAUGAAUUAUAUAACAUAAAUAAAUUGAACCCUGAAAUAUUUUGUAAAGAAGUAGAAUGUUAAUGUGAUGCUAAAAAAUAUAAUUUUCAUAAAUAUUGUAUCAAAUAUUUUUAAGGAACAUGUCCUUAUCAUAGAUGCUAAAAACCACAUAAAAAUUGGGAAGAUUUAAAAGACAUUGGAAAUUUUUAGAAUUUAUAAGAUGAAGUUAUUAAACCUUGUAUAAAAUUUGACUAGAAAGUAAAUAAAUUUGUUAGUUAACCUCAAACAUUAUAAUGCAAUGUAUUUAUGUAAAAGAAUCAACUUAAAUUAAUGAUUAACUAAAUUUAGUAAAGACCAUAAGUGGAUAUUAUCUUUAUUUUAGAUUGUACAAAAAGUAUGGAUAAAUGGAUUGAAGUUUCAAGAAAGAACAUCACUUCUAUAAUAACUGAAUUUAAGAAAAAGGUCUAAAUUGAUACUGCAAUUAGAAUGGCUGCAGUAUGUUAUAAAGAUUUUUCUGAAGGUCCAAAUCACAUAAAAUAUCAUAAUUUUACUGUUAGACCAGAGGAGAUUGAAAAAUUCAUUAGUAGCAUAAAAGCUGAAGGUGGUGAUGAUAUUCCUGAAGAUUUAUAAGGAGCACUUGAUGUUGCAUAUAAAUUAAAUAUUUGCAAAGAUCCUGAAAGUCUUUUAUAGCUAUUUAUUAUUACAGAUGCUCCAUGUCAUGGUAGGAAAUAUCAUAAAUUAGUUUAUGAUUCAAACUUAAAUGCUCAAGACUUGGAAGAAAAGUUAUAAAAAUUUGUUGAAUUAAAAUAAAGAUUUUUUUUAUCUUUUUUAUAAAUCAAUGAAUAAACUUAAAUAAUGGAAAAAGUGAUGUAAAGUGUAGUUUAAAAAAAUUAUUAAAGUGCAAAAAUAGCUGAUAAAUAAUUUUCAGAUUAUAUUUUAUUUUCUCUAUCUUCUACUUAUUGUAAAUCAUAAUCAAUAACUAAUAUUAAAGAGUAUUAACAUAUUUCUUAAGCCUAAUUUAGAAAAUAAAAAUAAAUGCAUUAUGCUUAUCAUAAUAGGUAAAAUAAUAAAUAUUAUGAUUAAAUAAUUGAAUAAAUCAAAUAAACUUAAAAAAAAUGUUAAACUUUGUUAUUUAUUGAAAAUGAUGAAUUAUAACUGAAACAAAAAGAAAAAGGAUAAGCAGCAGAGGUAUUUAAAGGAUUUGAUUAAAAAAAUAAUGUAUAUGUUGUGAUAAAAAUUCCAAGAUGGAUUCUUAAAAAAUAUAAUUCUUAAACCUUAACUGAUGAUGAUAUUGAUGAAGCAAAUAAAAUAGCAGAUAUAAAAUAUAAACAAUAAUUAAUUGCAAAAUAAUUGAGUAAUCAUUUUAAUUAUUGUUGCAAAUAAUAAAAAGUGUAGUUUAUUCCUCUUUAUUAUGCUACACCAUAUUUAUAUGAAUUAGAAAAACCUUUUAAGGGUUUGAAGUUAUUAUAUGCAGAGAGUUAUAUUGAUAUUAAUGAACCAUGGAAAAAGUAUACUAAUAAUGCAGAUUACAGAGAUGAGGAAAUCAAUUUAACUGCUUUCUCUCAUUUUACAUAUCAAUAUACUAAUUUUUAGAUGAUAAUUACAGAUUUAUAAGGUAAAAUCAAUAUCUUAAGUGAUCCUGCAAUACAUACAUAAGAUUUAAUGGAUUCAACAAAUUAAUAAGAUGAUGGAUGCCGUAAAUUCUUUUUGAAUUAGCAUCCAGAAUGUUCAAAUAUUUGCAAAAAGCUAGGUUUAGGUUAAACAAUAAUAUAAACAAAGAGUUUAACCUUUAUUGAGGGUUAUAACUCUGAAGUGGAUACUCAAGUAGAGGAUGUUUUUGGAAAUAAAAUUAAUAGAGAAAAAUUAUUCAAAGUUUGCAAUAACUGCAAUGCAUUAGAAAAAUUUGAUGAAGCAUCUAAUAAUUAUGAACUUUGUGAAUAUUGCUAAGAAUAAUAGUAUGAAAAAUAAAGUAUGAACUGUAAAUGUUGUAAUGCUACAUUUUCCAUGUCUUAUAAUUUUGAAUAGCGUUUUGGAACUACAGUAUAAUAUUGUCAAGAAUGUUAAAAUAAUUAUUGUCAUUAAACACUUGAAAAGAGAUGUUAUUAUUGUGGAAAAAGAAUAUGUUUAUAAACAAUUAAAGAAAUUAUAGUUAAUAAAUAGAAAUUAGAUAUUUGUAUUGAUGCUUUUUUCUUUUUAAGAUAAAUUAAAUGUAAAAAUUGUCAUUCAAAUUAUAAUUUUGAUACUUUAUUAAGCCAAGAAGAUUAUUAUGGCAAUAACUAUAAUUGUGGAUGCAAUAAAAUUAACAAAUGA
This is a messenger RNA of Paramecium pentaurelia, 2667 nucleotides long. The record is from the annotation of a GenBank genome assembly. NCBI's taxonomy places the organism in Eukaryota, Ciliophora, Oligohymenophorea, Peniculida, Parameciidae.